CAUCUUGUGUUUUAGGAACCUCCAAUGGUGUGUAAUUUGUGUGCAUCGUUUCUCCGAUGUGGGCACUACAGGGGAGAGACAAAUGGACAUGAAGAGUCGCCAGGAUUAGCAACAAUCAGAAUGAAGCCUGAUGACCAAGGGCGAUUUGGAUUUAAUGUGAAGGGUGGUGCAGAUCAAAACUUACCAAUUUUAGUUUCAAGAGUAGCUCCGAACACUCCUGCUGAUACUUGUACUCCUAGGUUAAAUGAAGGCGAUCAAGUACUUAUGAUAAAUGGUCGAGAUGUAAAUGGAUUAACUCAUGAUCAGGUUGUAAAACUGAUAAGAGCCUCAAGGGAAAGACAUCCUGCCGAGCUUGUUCUAACUGUUCGUCCAAAUAAUGUAUAUGUGGGAGAGGAUGUUGAAGAACCAGAUUUUCAGUAUAUACCUGAUGCUCCUCAUGUAUCAUCAAAAGUUCCACGCUCUGAUGUUCUGUCAGAAUCUAUGUUGCUUCUCAGUGAAGGUCUUGAAAGUGGAGCCCUUGUUGCACAAUUUGAACAAUUGUACAGAAAGAAACCUGGUAUGACGAUGAAUAUGGCAAAAUCAUCAGAAAACCUUGUAAAAAACAGAUAUAGGGAUAUUUCUCCUUAUGACAGUACCAGAGUAAUCUUACUUGGAAGUUCAACUGGUGAUUAUAUAAAUGCUAGCCAUGUUCAUAUGGAAAUUCCUACGUCAGGAAUAGUGAAUAGGUAUAUAGCUACUCAAGGUCCACUUCCCAACACAACUGGUGAUUUCUGGCAUAUGGUUUGGGAACAACAGUCAACAUUAAUUGUGAUGGUUACAACGAUAAUGGAAAGGGGGCGAACAAAGUGCCACAAAUACUGGCCGAAAUUGUAUGACACAUUGGAUCUAGGAAUUCUUCGGAUAUCUUGCAUGAAAGAAAGAGAAAGUUCUUCAUUAUCAUUUAGAGAGUUUACAUUAAUUAACUCUGAGGAUAAUGAAGAAAGACAUAUUACACACAUGCAAUACACAGCAUGGCCAGAUCAUGGAGUUCCUGAUGAUGCCUCUGAUUUUUUAGACUUUGUAUCUCAGGUUAGACAAAACAGAGUUGGAAUGGUUGAUUCCACAAUAGUCCAUUGCAGUGCUGGCAUUGGGCGAACUGGUGUAUUAAUAUUAAUGGAAACAGCCAUGUGCCUUAUAGAAGCCAAUGAACCUGUCUAUCCAUUAGAUAUUGUGAGAGCAAUGAGAGACCAGAGGGCAAUGCUAAUUCAAACUACUAGUCAAUAUAAGUUUGUCUGUGAAGCUAUUUUAAAAGUUUACAAUGAGAGAAUAGUUAAACCUUUAGAAGAAUAUCAAAGGUGAAACUUGCUAAAGCAGUACAGAUUACUCAUGUGAUUCUUCUUAUGCUGUCUAGUGCCUAUCCACAUAUUUGUAUAUCAAUUAAUUGCCUCUGAACAUCCAUUUUUAUGGUGGCUUGUCCUUUGUGCUGGAUUGGUCAGACCCUUGCCCCAAUGACGUACCUUGAGUGGAACUUUGUUAGUGACAUGCUUUAAAGGGUGAACGUGUUGAAGUGUCUGUGUGCUGUUAGUGUGUGUGGGCUUUGAAGAUUUUAAGUUUCGGUUAGCUGUUGCAAAAAGCUGUCUUGUUGGUGCUUCCGUUGAACGUAGUUAACCCACUUUGAUUGUCAUUUUCAUCGUGGGCAUAGUUCUUGGUACAUUUUUAUGGGUUUAUUUUUGUAGAACACCUAUACAUUGUACAUAAAAAAAAUAAGUGUAGAUAAUUGUACUCUUGGGUACAUCAAGCAUUUUCAUUUGUACAGUAUAUGUAGUCUUCACAAUCAUGGUACC
Uloborus diversus is the source of this 1823-nucleotide messenger RNA. RefSeq names its product tyrosine-protein phosphatase non-receptor type 4-like. Gene Ontology annotation, biological process: protein dephosphorylation. Lineage: Eukaryota; Metazoa; Arthropoda; Arachnida; Araneae; Uloboridae. The coding region runs from base 25 to 1338 and encodes 437 amino acids. The record is from RefSeq and is a predicted model, not a curated record. The transcript has 13 exons. Gene Ontology annotation, molecular function: protein binding; protein tyrosine phosphatase activity.